Plutella xylostella (diamondback moth) is the source of this 608-nucleotide messenger RNA. RefSeq names its product glutamate receptor ionotropic, delta-2-like. The record is from RefSeq and is a predicted model, not a curated record. Gene Ontology annotation, cellular component: membrane. Gene Ontology annotation, molecular function: ligand-gated monoatomic ion channel activity. Lineage: Eukaryota; Metazoa; Arthropoda; Insecta; Lepidoptera; Plutellidae.
CAUAUGAGAUUAGUUGACAAAUUCCGUUUGCUGACACCUUCAGAGUUGAAGGCCAGGGGAGAAAACCAAAGCAUCGCGCUCUCUAUUGAGAUUCUGCCUUCAGAAUGCUUAGCAAUUGGUGGUGGGGACAACAUCACCACCGACAUCCUCAGUAACUACCAGCUGUUGACUGAGGAUCUGUUCUUCGGAAUCUCUACGGUGGUGGCGCAGAAGAAUUCUCCGUACGUGGCUAAGCUUAGUCAGAGGAUUCUCCGACUCAAUGCUGCUGGCUUGGUGCGUGCCUGGGACUCGCAGGUAUCGCUCAAAUACCAAGACAUGAAAGUCAAAAUGGCGGUAAAGUACUCGAGAAACGUGGUGCCACCGACGACUGCACCCCUGAACCUUGUUGCUAUAGGGGGCAUAUUCCUAAUACUAGUAGCUGGGAUCGGUGUCUCCAGCUUGGUCUUCUUAGUGGAGCUGGCACAAGGAAGAAAGAGACAGAGGCAUUUGCAGAAAGGGAGACCGUAGAAGUCAGUAGAUUGAAAAUGAUUCUUGAGAUGCCAAACAUGGCAUUUUCGUUUGUAAUUUCAGGUUAUAGAUUCUGUGGUUAUAGCUAAAAUAGGAUUAAA